AUGUCAUCUUCAGUCCCUGUACCAGGCCGAAGAGCCUCUGUCUCAGCUUCUGACCCUCCCAAUUUCAUUCCUAUUCCAGCCAAUACCAGAGGUAUACCAGCAUCCUCAUUUGGACCUCAGUCACCUAGUGCCAUUUCUGGAACCUCUCCUCGAACAUAUUCCACCUCCUUCUCAACUUCUCCUUCCGCGUCCAGUCAUCUCAGAGGUGCUUCGAUCGGUUCUGCUUUCCACGGUAUGGCAAGACAAUUGACCGCUUUCUUGCCUAUAACUUAUCCCCUAGAAGAAGAGCCUGAAAAGAGACAAGGUGCGGCAAAAGUCUUGCUGUUGGAGAAUAUCAACCUUGAUGCUGCUGAUUUCUUGAAGAAGCAAGGUUUCGAGGUUGAGCACGUUACUAAAGCUUGGUCAGAGGAAGAACUGAUUGCCAAAUUACCUAAUUAUCAAGCUGUUGGUAUCAGAUCCAAGACCAAGAUUACCCAAAAGGUUAUCGAUGCCAACCCUCAAUUACUCGUUAUCGGUUGUUUCUGUAUCGGUACAAAUCAAGUUGAUCUCGCCCACGCCGCACGAAGAGGUAUCGCAGUAUUUAAUUCACCUUAUGCCAAUUCUCGAUCAGUUGCAGAAUUAGUAAUCUCCGAAAUCAUCGCUUUAUCCCGGCAAAUUGUUGACAGGACACAUGAAAUGAGAGCUGGUAUCUGGAACAAGAUCUCUAAAAACUGUUGGGAAAUAAGAGGUAAAACACUUGGUAUUGUUGGAUAUGGACAUAUCGGUUCACAAUUAUCAGUACUUGCCGAAGCUUUCGGUAUGCAAGUUAUCUAUUACGAUGUCAUUCCAAUCAUGCCUUUGGGAACAGCAAGACAAGUUGAAACUUUAGAAGAAUUAUUGAGUAGAGCAGAUUUUGUCACCUUGCAUGUACCUGAAAUUCAAGAUACAAUCAACAUGAUUGGUGAAGCUGAAUUUGCCCAAAUGAAGACUGGUUCAUUCUUCAUAAAUAAUGCAAGAGGAAAAGUUGUUGAUUUAUCCGCAUUGGCAACCGCAUUAGAAUCUGGACAUCUUGCAGGUGCAGCAGUCGACGUAUUCCCCAAAGAACCUGGAUCUAACGGACCUGGAUUCAACGAAACUUUAGGAGAUUUCAUUCCAAGAUUACGAAAUGUACCAAACUUGAUCCUAACUCCUCAUAUUGGUGGUUCAACAGAAGAAGCUCAACGCGCUAUCGGUUCAGAAGUUUCAAAUGCCGUUUGGAGAUAUUUGACCUACGGUACUUCUCUCGGAGCAGUCAAUUUCCCUGAAGUUGAUUUGAGAGCUAUCACAACGAACGAUGAAAGACAUAUCAGAGUUUGCCAUGUACAUAGAAACGAACCUGGUGUCUUGAAACAAAUCAACAACAUCUUGGCAGAUCACAAUAUCGAAAAACAGUUCUCAGAUUCAAAAGGUGAUAUCGCUUAUUUGAUGGCAGAUAUUUCAGGUGUAGGUCAAGAAGAAGUUGAAGGUAUUUAUUCAGGUAUCAAGAAUACUAGAGCCAAUAUCUUGACGAGAUUAUUAUGUGAGUUGAGCCUUGCUUCUCGCAUAUGGCCUUGA
Messenger RNA from Kwoniella shivajii, 1572 nucleotides. Its product is annotated as phosphoglycerate dehydrogenase. Bases 1 to 1572 code for a protein of 523 amino acids. Gene Ontology annotation, molecular function: oxidoreductase activity, acting on the CH-OH group of donors, NAD or NADP as acceptor; NAD binding. NCBI's taxonomy places the organism in Eukaryota, Fungi, Basidiomycota, Tremellomycetes, Tremellales, Cryptococcaceae. The record is from RefSeq and is a predicted model, not a curated record. The transcript is spliced from 3 exons.